Blepharisma stoltei is the source of this 734-nucleotide messenger RNA. NCBI's taxonomy places the organism in Eukaryota, Ciliophora, Heterotrichea, Heterotrichida, Blepharismidae. The record is from the annotation of a GenBank genome assembly.
AUGGAUUACAUUAUUGGCAAUAAAAACAAAGAGCUCCCAACUUUCACUCCCCCUCUUUAAAGUGGAACAUAAAUGUUGUUUCAAUUUAAAGCGAGGCUAAUUUUUUUAAAAAAAUAAAUAGAAUUUUAUUUUAUUUUUAUCAAUAAUUAAUUAAAACAAUUGAUAGAUGCAGCGUGAAAGAUGUUUAAAUAAUAUUCUACAUGCACUUUCUCAAUUAAAUUAGGUCAAAAUUAAUUUUUAUAAAAAAUUAUCAUUUUUAUCUCUAUAAAAUUUUCCUAUUAAAAAAAAUUGUUUCAAUUUAAAGGGUUUAAAAGUACAAGAAGGAAAUUUUAACUAUAUUUAGUUCGGAUUUUAACGGGGAAGGCAGAAAAAGUCCAUAUUCAAUCAAGUGUAUAGAAAAGCAAAGUAUUGUAAGGAAAAAGUCCAUAUCUCCUAAUUUUUAUUUACCCCACAAAACUUCUAGAGCCCCAUUUCUUCCUAUACUAAAGAGCUCCCACGAAAAAUCUUCGUUAUAUUCAGAAAUUAAAGAAUCAAUAAAGCCACAAAAUAAAUCAUUUCACAUAGCAAGAGCUCUUUCCCAUUCGCCUUAUUUCGAAUCUUUUAAACGAAGAUCAUCCAGAUCAUCUAGAACAACUCCUUUUUCUGAACAAAAAUUAGAUUAUAUGGAUUCAAUGAGAGCAAUCCCACCUCUACCAAAAACAGCUGCAACAAGCCAGAUUACUACAGCACUGUAA